Messenger RNA from Porites lobata, 5190 nucleotides. The record is from the annotation of a GenBank genome assembly. Lineage: Eukaryota; Metazoa; Cnidaria; Anthozoa; Scleractinia; Poritidae.
GUCUUUUUCGCAAGAUUUCCCGUGCACUAUCAUUCAGCGGUCAUUCAGUUUAUUUAUGCAGUUGCGUUGGGAUCAAGGUAUGUUGACAUGACCUGCUCCCAUCUCUUCUGCCAUGUAACGUUUACCAAAACUAAUUAAUACAAAUUGUCAGAACCUUCUAUCCCAAAUCCGGCUUGAAACCCUGUACCCCACUGUAACUUAGAAGUCCGAUCAGAAUGUGAGUGGGUUCAUAUCCUUAGAGGACAUUUCAUUGCCCCACCUCUUCCCUUCUAACUCAUCUAACACUCAUCUUUACACAGAUGAUGAUGUCCAAAGGUGUCCUAUUUCGUCAGUGGAAUUAUCCAAGACAGUUGUAGUUUCAAAAUAAUGCUUAGAUUUGCUUUGCGCUCUAAAGUACUAUCAAAAUUCUAAAUUGCUAUCUAUUUGAGACAAGGGCUCGAUCAUAGACUGAGCGACUUGUUCGCAAAAGUUAAGACAAGAAACUUCAGCUGCCAAUCAAUAUCGGAAACUACUGAGUAAAAGAGAUGCAAAUCGAGAGCUAUUUAUUCACCAUUUCCUGCGUCUUUCAUCUAUUAAUUAAAAUUUAAAUUCAAAACAUUUCGCCAUAGACUGGAAAGCUUCGUCAACUGCUCGAUUUUAGAUACCAUCAUUUGCCAUGAAAUAGGUUUUCCUUAACAUCAACAUCAAUUUUUCCAAGUAUUCUUUUAAAAGGAGCUUGUCCGAAUUCUCAGCCAAUGAGGAAACAAGGUACGCAAGUUGUUUAUCUUCAGUUUCGAUUCAGUUUCAUGUUAUUCUUGCUACAAGUAGCCUAUACAUCGAAAACAAUUCAAAAGGUUUUUUUCCGCGGAGGUCAUUACAGACUAAUCGACCUUACUGAGGAGGUUGAUACCAGAUUUGUUUUAUAAUAGCUAACAUGCACGAGCAGUCCGCAUAUCAAUCGGCUUUGCAUGACCUAACUGGCUAGGGUUCGGUCUUUACGUGGCACUAAAACUGUCAAUAAGUUAUUAUGUCAUGUCGGCUUGGUAAUAUACGAAUUUCGCUUGUCGACUCUCUUGGUUACCGUUACAAAAGCGUGUUCUUUCAGGCUAGUAUGAGUGUGUGUGUGUGGUAGUUUUUUAAAAUUCAAUCCCGUGUGACUCGAGACAAUCGAUAAUUUUUUCAUCAGGCCACCGGAUUUACAGAAUGUUUCAGACGUUCGUAAAAGUCUGAAAGGUACCUUUAUUUAAAAUAACUCAUCUUUUUUAUAUCUUCACAAUACGAUGAAUGAAUUGAUGUUAUUCCCUCUGCAAGAUUAUUCUCUUAUUUUUGAACUGUUAUCGGUUGCCACCUUGUAUAGAUAUUAUAUGACCUUAUAUGCGUGCCUGAAUAAAAAUGCGACAUUCUGAGUGAUAAUUGCUGGUAAUUUUGAGAUCUAGCGUGCUUGAAAUUUUAGUUACUUAGCUUGUCUUUGAUUAUGAGCAGACUGAAAACGUAUUAAAAUUUUGACCAGCAAAUACUGCAGGAAAAAUUCAUUUACACCACCUCGCUGCAAGCAAUAUUUCGGGCUAUUUGGAGGAGAAAUAUCAAAGGUCUCCUUUCUCAAGGGUCACUAACUUGUAGAUUUAUCCAGCCGAUAAUAACAGAACUUAUACCACAGGCCACGCUGGCAAAUAGAAACAUCUGACAAUAUGUUCAUAUCUUUUUUCCAAUCAGCCCAUCGGCUGGCUCGUGAAUUGGCCUUUUAUAGGACUACGUUAAAAAGUUAAAAAUUCCAGUUGUAUUCUUUAAUUAACGCCAGCACCUCCCGUCUCGUUUUUUUUAAGGCUUCAAUUAUGAUUCAUUUUCACUCCCGGCUGUGAAAUUAUUAAAGCCGGGAUGUUCUGGUGAAAGCUAUUUAAAAUUUUAUGAUUCUUUGUUAUUGAAUUUUAUAUUACAGUAUUAGGUUUUGUGGGUCACGUAGUUUAAAUAUAUUUGAGCAAAACCUCGGCUUUCAAUUUUCUUGAUGAGUUGCCAAACAUCAUCUGAUAUGAAGAGACCGAUGAAUUUAUUGACAAAAAAAUGAAUAUGCUACAUGAGUGACUGAUUCAUUCCAGUUUUUUAGGCGUUGCUGCCCUGAGCGAAAAGAUAAAAAUUAUAAUAAGAACUAAAACCGAAAAUGCAUUUUACGAGCAACGAUAUUCUAAAAUUGAACACUUUUCAGCGAUUUUAAGAAUCUACAAAUCAAUUAUGUCUUGUGUUGGAGGAAUGAACAAAUUAUGCUGGAAUGAUCACCAUAGCCUAAACUUUCAACGAAACUAUAAUGACAUAUGAUUAAGAAUAUUGGUAACUUCAAGCUUUUUAUGGUAUUACCUACGCAACUUAUUUGCUUAUUUGGAGAACAAAAUCUUUUUUUUUCUGAAUUGUCCAUUUCAAUCUAGAACCCUCUUCUCCCCUACCGGCCCUAGAUUCUGUUAGGUAAGCAAGCGAGUCGAUUCACUCUACUCGGCUUUCUAUUUCAUUCUACUCUUCUCUUCAUUCUUUACGCAUUUUAAAAACAUUAAAAUGUUCAGUUUGUGUACUCAAGAGUUCGUAUCGCAAAAGUAUGAAACAAUAAGCAUUUUCCAAAUCCCAAAUGAUGUAAAAUAUUCGACAAAUUCUGUUUUGGGCAUUGCUCUAUCGUGUCGAUUUUCAAACCUGCCGCGGGCCACAAUUCUGCUCAAAGUGCUGAUCAGUUUCAUCAGCGUUUGUUAUCGCUUCCGUCGGAUUUGCCGAAUUUAUUUGAUUGGAGUGAUCGUGUGAUAUUGAGAGUAGAGGGUGCUAACUUUGAACAUAAGGUUUAGCUUGGUUUUUAUCAGGCACUUUAUCAAAGGCAAACAUUCAUUGUAAUAAUGCUAACUGAUUGGCUAUAUCUUCACCGACAGGACUGAUUGAUUAGUUCUUGAAGUGCGACCUCUGUUUUGUAACUACCUCUCCAUAAUGCGUUUAAAAUUGGACUUUUCAUGAUUUAAAAUGAAAAAUGCAAAUUGCAAAAAAAGUUAAUAUACUAGCAUUAACAGUCACUCGCAAAACAGUUAAGGAAAUUCUUAAGGUUCGGUAAAAACCUUCUAUGUUAAGAAGCUCAGCUUAUAAGCUUUUGCUUGUUCCAGUUAAUGAAAUGUUCCGUCAUCUCUAUCCAUUGAAAAGUAGUGUUAUCUCCGUUGUAAAUUGAAGUUAGAUUCACCCGGCUUGCCUUGUUUUGUUUUGCCGCAUGUUCAGAAAAUGGGUGGAUCAUUACAAAAAGCUUGUAUUUUGUGCUUAAAUGUCAUUACAAUAACGAUACAUGCAGUAACCAUGAAUCAACAUCCUUCAGAGACACGAACAGUUCUAGGUCGUAAAUAUUUAAAUGAUAUCGCCUAUCACGAGUCCAUCAAUAACACCAUACAGUGAAAAACCUGGUAUGCCGUGCUGACAUUUUUUAUAUUUCAUUUCAAAAAUGCUCAUGAAGACGACUUAAAAGCUGCUCAAAUUCGUCGAAAACCGGACAAGGGGCAGAUAAAUAGGGUUGAUAAAUACCAACGAUCUAAAAAUACGAGUUGUUAUUUUGACUGACUAUUUUCAUUGCAGCAUUUUGUCGUGUUUCACGCUUGAGUGCUAGGCACUGUGUGCUAGUUACUGUUAAGAAUUGUCCUCGCUACUGGUCGACAUUGGAUGCUCGCAGGCAGUUGGAAGGUAGGCAUAUUUUGAAAUGCGUUCAUGAAGUUAAUGAGGAAAAAAAUGCAUUGGUUCAAGAAUGCUUCCGUGCUGCUCCGCGAAUUUUCCACAAGUCAAAGUACCGCCAGCUGACAGCCUCGUUCAAACAUAAAAAAUGCUGUCAAAUCGAGCCCACAAAGAUCACUUUAAAAUGACCUAAGCCGUCAGUUCCUAUUUUCUUUCCUGGGAGUUUAAUUAGGCAGUAAACUCCUAAUUAACAGUAAGCGCAGUUUGGGUCGUUUUUCUAAACGCUUACUCCUCUAUAUUACUCUUUGGAAUGCUGGAGGACCCCAGGGAAUUUGAUUCUUGUUCUUAUGGAUUACAACGUUUUUUUACCAGCUUGAAGAUCUUUUGUCCAGAUUUGGUUUAUUGUUUGUUCAGACCACUACGACAAACAAAUAAGCAGAGAUUAAACCGAGCAUACCGUCAUUUAAUAAAGGACGUAUGCAAUGGUACCUAGGGGUAACAGUUUGUGGAUUUCUCUGUCGGUCUGCAUUAGAGCACUUACAGUAUAAAUACGAAACGGUGAGGAAGAUUCUGAUGAAAAUGUUUGAACUCUAACUGGGUGGCUGGUAUUAAAACUCGAAGUAAUCAGAUUUAAGUGACGGCGAUUGUUAUCCGUUCAAAUAAUGACUAGAAGGAAAUUUGCAUAGUGUCACUAGUACAAUUUCUCAAUAUGUCAUAGCAUUUUGGGAAUAUGGUACACAAGGAACUGCUUUAUGUGUACUAGACUCUAAGGUAAGUGUAAUACUAAAGAGCUGCUAUGAUGCUUUACCGUGUAUUGGUCUAAAAGAAGGGAUGGUAAAUGCUGCAUUUGUUGCGUUCUUUGUUGUAAGGCUAGAAAAACGUAAACAAAAAGUGUACGCCAUUACGCGGAGGUAAUAGACACCAGUCAUUUAAACCUGGUUCCAAAAGUUCAAAAUAUAGGAUCAGAUCAUAUGCGACGACGUGAGACAGGGUUAUUUGAGAAGUAGCACCUGUCUUUGAUCAAUGCCCUUGUUUGCAGGCUGUAAAAUUACUAUUGAUUCUCGUCAUCAAUUGUGAGCCAUGACACAAUGACACAAAGCUUGCUUGAAAUUCCUUAAACAUGAAAGUAAAACUGCGUAUUUUCGAAGAUACCAGUUUUUCUGAGGCUCUUAUUCUUUGGGAAAUAUAAAACGAUGUAUCACAUGUAACUUCUCCAUUACGGUGAUUCUGUCACUUUUGGAACCCUAAAAAGUCUUCACUCUUUUGACGUGUUUGUCAAAGCUCAAUUUUGUCUAAACCUUUUCCGCCAAAUAGCAUUUAGCCUACCAUAAGUGAAAGGUUACUAAGAACAUUGUAACUUUACACUUACAAGUAACCUUAUGGUGUUGUUUUGAUGGCCCUCGCUAAUCCUUUUAUCUUUAUUCGGUUGUUUGGAAAAAGACAAGAGGGAAGCUGAAAGUUUUGAAAAUUAACACUAACUUAUUCCCGAUGUUUUUUCCUCAGCUUGAUUUGGUGGAAGCAGGAAAAGGCAAUUAA